Messenger RNA from Ceratosolen solmsi marchali, 4430 nucleotides. RefSeq names its product Nuclear receptor binding SET domain protein (gene NSD). The transcript is spliced from 12 exons. Gene Ontology annotation, cellular component: nucleus. Gene Ontology annotation, molecular function: protein binding; histone methyltransferase activity. NCBI's taxonomy places the organism in Eukaryota, Metazoa, Arthropoda, Insecta, Hymenoptera, Agaonidae. The record is from RefSeq and is a predicted model, not a curated record. Bases 194 to 4216 code for a protein of 1340 amino acids.
UGGACGUUAAGAAAAUGCACUGCUGCUAUCUUCUAAAAAGCCAGCUCAUAUUCGGAGUAUCUAGUUUAAAUUACAUAGAUCGAGUCUCUUUACAUUAGUGAAUUAGCCUCAAUUACAUUUAGGAGCACACUCUUGAUCAAGCCAAGCACGCUCGGUUACAUGAAUUCCUUAUGACAAGGUGAUCUAACUUCUAAUGAUGAAUUCCCACGAGGAAGAUGAUGUAAAAAAAAAUUAUUCAAUAACCGAAGAACAACAAAAGAAUGUACCAAUUGAUCAAAAUGAAAGUAAAUCAUGCUCACCCUUAUCCAGACUGUCUUCGGGUGUCACACGCUAUGGUAGAAUGGUUAAGACUAAGUCUCCUAGUACUGUAAUACUUGACUCUCCAAAGAAUUUAAAAGUACCAAAGAACAUAAAACAAGAAGUUAUUGAAAACGAAAUUACAAUAGAAGAAACUAUAAAUAUGCAAAGAAAUUUUAAUAACAGCUUUAAUGGCUUGGUAAAAGAAGAAGGAAAGGAAGAAAUAAUUAGCAUUGAAGAUCUACAAGCAAAAAGUCCAUGGACUCUGGGACAACUUGUUUGGGCCAAAAUAGGUAGCUUUCCUUUCUGGCCUGGUGUCGUUACACUUGAUCCAUCUACCAUGUCAUUUUUAUCACUGAAAGGUAAUCAUAAAACUAAGCAUUGUUGGGUACAUGUUCGGUACUGUGCAGACAAGGGACGUCACAGCUGGGUACCAUUUUCAAAUAUAAUACCUUUCCUUGGAAUUGCUGACUUUGAAAGACGAAGUAAAGAAAUAACACCUGAUAUUAAAAAAAAAGAUCCUAAACAUGCUGCUGCGUAUUCAAUCAAGCCAUCAAUGAAACUUAAAUGGGAUGAUGCUGUUGCAGAAGCAUCUGGGUUUAUGGCUAAAAGUGUUGAAGCAAGAAUUGAACUUUUUAGGCCUAAAAAUAAUACGAAAGAUUCAUUAAAUAAGUCAGUAGGUUCUUGUGUUAAGUCAGAUGAAAGUAAUAAAAAAAGAAAACAAGGGAUAGCAAAUGAAGAAAUAACACUUAAAAAGUCCAAAGCAGAAGUCGAAGAAGUUGAAGAGAUAGAAGAAAGAAUAGAAAAUAAGCUUACAGUAGAAAAUAAUGUAAGUUUAGAAACUCCUCCAACUCCUCCAUCAAGUCAUAAAGAUUCUAGUGAUGAAGCUCCCAUUUCAAGAAAAUUUAGAAAUAAAAAAAUGGGAAAAGAAGGUGUAUUUGAAAUUUUUUGUGAACGUAAUAAAGAAAUGGCAGAACAGCUAGACCCAGAAGCUACAGAAGGAGAUAUAAAAGCAUAUUUAUUGGAUUUAUGGGAAAAUAUGAGUACCCAAGAUCGAGGUAAAUACAGAGCAGAUUAUUUACAAGAAGAAGAAAUGAUAUUAUACUCAAUGGUAAUGGAUGAGGAUGAAGAGGACGUUGAUUCCGAGCAGGAAUCUGAUAAAGCCAGAAGACGAAGAAUAAAAAUUGAGCCAGAGACUGAGGAACUAUCCGAUCAAGAUGAUAUUAAUGUUUCCGACCAAGAAGAAACCACCUCGGUCGAGUCUGAAAUCCUUGAAAAGUCUGUCAGAAGAAGAAAAACGAAAGGCAGGCGAGAAUCCUCUGACCCGGAGGACAUCGGAUCCACUGAAUCGGAAAACACGAAGAAACGCAAGAAUAAGACAGAAAAAGAAGAGUUCGCGUGCAAGGAAGAUUCGUCUACGCAUUCGCUCGAAUUGGGAAAGAGAUCGCGGCCUUACAAGCUCUUUAAAGGUAUGAAAAACGAACGUGUUUGCCAGAUCUGUGAAGCAACGGGUAAACUCAUUAGAUGUAAAGGCCCAUGCUACUCCUACUUCCAUCUAUCGUGUGUAAAGCCUGGUGAAUCCAGCCCGGAACCAAGCGAAGCCGGUGACCUCGAUGAGAAUGUUGCCUACAGAGAUGACCUACGUGAAAUCAAAGAGAAGACUAAAGAGAACAGUUUGAGAGAAGAGGAGGCAAACUUCGACGAUGAUAACUUCAAAUGCAUCGACUGCCUCUCCGGGGUUGCACCUCCUUGUUUCGUCUGCCAUGAACGCGAAGAUGAGCGUAUCAAAUGUUCGGUCCUCGCUUGCGGCAAGCACUAUCACACGGAAUGCCUCAAGGGCUGGCCUCAGGGUCACUGGCAGGGCGAUCGACUCACCUGCCCCUACCAUAUUUGUCACACCUGCGUGUCGGACAAUCCGCAAAACAGUCAUCAUCGUUCCGCUAACGAAAAGUUUGCGCGCUGUGUGCGCUGUCCUUCUACCUACCACGCAUCGAUAUCCUGUCUGCCGGCCGGUUCGAAUAUUCUCACCGGUAGUCAAAUUGUGUGUCCCAAGCAUUAUAAGUCCUCACAUCCGCCUGUAAAUGCGACUUGGUGUUUCCUGUGUACUGAAGGCGGGAGCUUGAUUUGCUGUGACACUUGUCCCACAUCUUUUCAUUUAGAAUGCUUAGGUAUUGAUGCUCCAGAUGGUGGCUUUAUUUGUGAAGAUUGUGAAACUGGUAGAUUACCACUUUAUGGAGAAGUUGUUUGGGUAAAACUUGGCACCUAUCGAUGGUGGCCAUCUCUUAUUUGCUAUCCACAAGAAAUUCCAUCUAAAAUUGCUCUACGAUCACAUAAAGUUGGUGAAUUUUGUGUAAUGUUCUUAGGAACAAGAGAUUAUUAUUGGGUUCACAGAGGGAAAGCUUUUCUAUUUCAAGAUGGAGAUGCUAGUACAAAAGUAAUAGGUUCUAAAAAAGUUGAAGAAUCUUAUAGGAAAGCUUUGGAAGAAGCAAAAAUUAUUCACGAACGCCUUAUGUUUGAGAAAGCAAUCGCUAAAGAUCGAGAUAGUUAUCGACAUCUUAAACCACCUCCAUAUGUAAAAUUAAAAGUAAAUAAGCCAGUAGGGAACGUGAAAAUUCCUGAAGUUGACAGUAUGGUUGCUUGUGAUUGUGAUUCCACCAAGCCAAAUCCAUGUUCGCCCGAAUCCGAUUGCUUAAAUCGUAUAUUGUUGAUUGAGUGUAAUCCUGACGCAUGCCCAGCGGGUACAAAAUGCCAAAACCAAUUGUUUGUCCAGAGAAAAUAUCCAACCAUGAAGCCUGUUCAUACAGAGGAACGGGGCUGGGGACUGAAGACUUUAGAGCACAUAAAUGAAGGCCAAUUUGUAAUCGAAUAUGUGGGUGAGAUCAUCGAUGAAACUGAAUAUAAACUUCGGUUGCACCAAAAGAAGGAAAGAAAAAAUGAAAACUAUUACUUUUUAACUAUAGAUAAUAAUAGAAUGAUUGAUGCGGAACCAAAGGGAAAUUUAAGUCGUUUCAUGAAUCAUUCUUGUCAACCAAAUUGUGAAACACAAAAAUGGACAGUCAAUGGAGAUACGCGAAUUGGAUUAUUUGCUUUGCGCGAUAUUGAGCUUGGUGAAGAAUUGACUUUUAAUUAUAACUUAGCCUGUGAUGGGGAAACACGAAAACCAUGUCUUUGUAAAGCUCCAAAUUGUAGUGGCUUUAUUGGUUUAAAAGUUUCUAAGCAACAAAUAAGUUUAGUACAACAGAAAAAAAUCGAAAAAGCUGAAAAAGUUAAGAAACAAAGAAAAAAUAGAAAAAAUCUUAUUUGUUGGAAUUGCAAUAUGAAAAUUGAAAAUGUUGAUGAAGCGUAUCGAUGUGAUCAGAAAACUUGUGGAAAAGUUUAUCAUCCUCAUUGCAUAGCUAUAGAAGAUGGUCCAGAUCAAAUAUUUCAUUGUCCUUGGCAUUUUUGUGCUGAAUGCUAUAAAAGAACGACAAUCCGAUGCAAUUACUGCUGCAAUGCAUUUUGUCAAGUUCAUGUUUAUGGUAAUUUGCGUGAGCAUUCGCAAAACGGAAAUCUCAUCUGUUAUAAUCAUCUAACGGAGUAUGAGGAAGAUAACGAUAUCGACAUGGGCGAAGCACUCAUGGAUGACGACGGCGAAGACGAGGGCCUGAUCAGUAAUGAGUACAGUAUCGACAAUGAAGUUUCUGAGACGUUACCAACGACUUCUCGAUUCGAUGAGCCGUCACCGAGAGGCGCCAUCGUCGAGGUUCAUCCGAGCAGCGACGAGGGUGAUGAGGAGGAGUCCCAGAAGGAGGAAGGAGCCGUCGACAAGGGCAAUAAUUCCCACGCCGAAAUUAGGAAUAAGAGGCGAAUUAAGCAGAACGCGACCGAGAACGACUUCACCCUUGAUCAAAUAGCGGCCAUCAUUGGGAUUGUUAAGUGAGCUCGGCGCAUAACUGACUCCCUACUCGCUGCUCGCAGAUCCAAGCUUAAAAAGCAACUUAGUAACAGACAGCGUCCGACACCGGUCGACCCUUAAUAUGUGUUUGGCUAAUGCUUAUACUUUACUUAACAUUUUAAGAGUUUAAAUUUUGGCCUGCAAGAUAGUUUUUCCGAAUCUCAAUAGUUUACUCGCCUAUCACCAUUUAUUUUCAAUU